Messenger RNA from Pichia membranifaciens NRRL Y-2026, 933 nucleotides. RefSeq lists its product as hypothetical. The transcript has a single exon. Lineage: Eukaryota; Fungi; Ascomycota; Pichiomycetes; Pichiales; Pichiaceae. Gene Ontology annotation, cellular component: membrane. Bases 114 to 725 code for a protein of 203 amino acids. The record is from RefSeq and is a predicted model, not a curated record.
GCUGAUCUACGAGCUAGUUCUGUGUUUGCGUGUCCACUUGGAUUUCUAUUGCCACUAACCCUCUUUCACAGCCAAACGGUCUUCACUCCACCUCCCCCUGCACCCCCCUCCACAUGUGUUUCUGCUGCUGCGACUGCUGCUGCUGCGACUGUCUGCUCAUCGUCCUCGCUGUGUUGUUCCCUCCGCUGCCCGUGUGCAUCAAAAAGGGACUCUGCUCGUGCGACUUCCUCAUCAACGUCUGUCUCUGUCUCUUAGGAUGGAUUCCCGGCAUGCUGCACGCGUGGUACAUCAUCCUCGAAAACCCGGACAAGGUGCGUGUUGACGACGAGGAGAGACAGAUCUUCAUCGUCUCGCCUUCGCAGACCACCCACGUGGUGAUCAACAAGCAGCCUAACCAGACCCGCAUCAAGUUCAACCACCCGGAACCCUUUCUAGAGAGCAGCAGACACAACUCGCAGAACUCCGAGUUCAACAACAACAACCUGCUCAACUCCAACAGCUUGAGUCCUCGCUCAAACACCCCGCUCAUGAAAUCGCAGAGGAGCCAGUACGUCGCCUCCCCGCUGAGCCGUGUGGAGAACAGCUACGGUGCUGUCGGCCCCAAUGAGGGCUCCAGCAACUACAAUUUCAACUACAACGACAACGACAACGACAACAACGAUGACGGCGAAGGGCCUCCAAGCUACGAAAACGUGAUGAACGAAACCGCCAAACAAUACAGAUAGUCCUUCACACUACCCGGCGUAGGCACUGUCCGGAUUUAUAUAUGAUACUAUUCCCUUCACUUCGCAUCUUCCUCUCGUUUUUUGUUUUUAAUAGCACUUUUUUGGGUCAUCAGCUUCUUGUAUACUAUUUAGCCACUUAUUAUCUACUUCUCUUCCGUGAACGCAAGAAAUAGUAUUUUUCCUCGCAACGUAAGAAAUUUCACAGUGA